UCUUCUCAUAACUUUCAUCGUCUCCCUCUCCUCCCUCAUCGUCUCAUUCCCUUCAUCGAAUUCAUCAACCCUUCAACAAACGCUUUCCAUGUUGCCAAAACUAUCCAAAUGCUUCAGCUUUACCGCCUCGCGGGACUGGGUCUACCGCCACCUCUUCGCCUCCGCGGGGCUCCGCUCCGUGGCGACGGAGCUCGGCGAGGGGACCACCAUGCACUGCUGGGUGCCCAAGCUGCAGAAGCCAUGCAAGCCCAGCCUCGUUCUGGUGCACGGCUUCGGCGCCAACGCCAUGUGGCAAUACGGGGAACACGUGCGGCAGUUCAUGGGCCACUUCAACGUGUACGUGCCGGACCUAGUGUUCUUCGGGGAGUCCUUCACGUCGCGGAGUGACAGGAGCGAGUCGUUCCAGGCGGAGUGCUUGGUGAAGAUGAUGGAGGCCCAUGGGGUGCAGCGAAUGAGCCUGGUGGGGAUCAGCUACGGUGGGUUUGUAGGGUACAGUGUGGGUGUUCAGUUCCCUGAGGUUGUGGAGAAGCUUGUGCUGUGCUGUGCUGGGGUGUGUUUGGAGGAGGUUGAUAUGCAGAAUGGCUUGUUUAGGGUUUCCACUUUGGACGAAGCUUCAAACAUCUUGUUGCCACAGACACCAGAUAAGCUCAGGGAGUUGAUGAAGCUCUCCUUUGUUAGACCCGCCAGGGGAGUCCCUACUUGGUUCCUUCAAGAUUUCAUUCAAGUGAUGUGUACAGACUACAUUGAAGAAAAGAGAGAAUUGCUUGAGGCCAUACUGAAAGGCAGGAAACUUUCCGAUCUUCCUAAGAUCCAACUGCCUACUCUAAUUUUAUGGGGAGAGCAAGAUCAGGUAUUCCCUCUGGAGUUAGCACACAGAUUAAAAAGGCAUAUAGGGGAAAAUGCUCAAAUGGCAAUCAUCAAGAACGCAGGGCAUGCAGUGAACCUAGAAAAGCCAAAAGAGUUUGCCAAGCACUUAAAAGCAUUCCUUAUUGAUACAGGUACUACAAAGUCCUGUCCCACAUCGCCGCUUUCUUCUCGGGAGAAUAUCCAUUUUUAACUUUGUAUCAAUUAGCAGCUAGAUCAAACUUCCUUGCCUGAGAUUUCUGCUUCCUACAGAUCUAAUUUUCCAUACAUUCCGGCAGGAUUACUCUCUUUUUUUCGUUUUUUUUUGGGAGGGGGAAAGGGGGAUCAUUUAUUUUUAAUCUGUUGAUUUAAU
Vigna umbellata (rice bean) is the source of this 1216-nucleotide messenger RNA. Its product is annotated as alpha/beta-Hydrolases superfamily protein. The record is from RefSeq and is a predicted model, not a curated record. NCBI's taxonomy places the organism in Eukaryota, Viridiplantae, Streptophyta, Magnoliopsida, Fabales, Fabaceae. Gene Ontology annotation, molecular function: catalytic activity.